Messenger RNA from Eubalaena glacialis (North Atlantic right whale), 2356 nucleotides. RefSeq names its product DDB1 and CUL4 associated factor 17 (gene DCAF17). Gene Ontology annotation, cellular component: Cul4-RING E3 ubiquitin ligase complex. The transcript has 14 exons. The record is from RefSeq and is a predicted model, not a curated record. Bases 285 to 1874 code for a protein of 529 amino acids. Lineage: Eukaryota; Metazoa; Chordata; Mammalia; Artiodactyla; Balaenidae. Gene Ontology annotation, biological process: protein ubiquitination.
CGUCGCAGUGUCUGCCGUCGGGUCCGGAGCCGGAGAGCGUUUGAGGGGUCAGCCAGGAAGGGAGUUUCUUCUCCUUCUCAAUUGCCCGCUCUCGGGCGACGCCGGCUCUGCCUUCCCUCGCCCCACUGCCGUGCUCCCCCGGCCCGGCUCCGGGUGUCAGCUUUUCCUGGCCCCCUCGGGGAGUUGGGGCCUGGAGGUUCGAAGGUAGCGGCCGUUGCCCGGCGCCGGAGUGAGAGGCGCACCCCUCUUGAGCCCUGCCAACUCCGCCACCGGCCCGCACCUCCAUGGGCCCAAGCCAGAAGCCCAACGUGUGCCGCAGGCUGAGUCGCCGGGCGCUGGGCUUCUUCUCUCGGGACGCGGGCGUGGUGCAGAGGACGAACCUGGGUAUCUUGCGGGCGCUGGUGUGCCAGGAAAGUACUAAGUUCAAGAAUGUUUGGACAACUCAUUCCAAGUCACCAAUAGCCUAUGAGAGAGGAAGAAUAUAUUUUGACAACUAUCGGUGCUGUGUCAGCAGUGUUGCAUCAGAGCCAAGAAAACUUUAUGAAAUGCCAAAAUGUUCCAAAUCAGAAAAAAUAGAGGAUGCUUUAUUAUGGGAAUGCCCAGUGGGAGAAAUGCUUCCCAAUACAUCAGAUUAUAAAUCCUCACUCAUAGCACUGACUGCUCAUAAUUGGCUACUUCGUAUAUCAGCAACUACAGGAAAAGUCCUUGAGAAAAUAUAUCUUGCUUCAUAUUGCAAAUUCAGAUACUUGAGCUGGGACACUCCUCAAGAAGUCAUUGCAGUCAAGUCAGCUCAGAACAAAGGCUCAGCAUUGGCCCAGCAGGCAGGCAUUCAGCAGCCUGUUUUGCUGUACCUUGCAGUGUUCCAUGUGCUACCUUUUUCACUCAUAGGGAUUCUGGAGAUCAACAAAAAGAUUUUCGGGAGCGUAACAGAUGCCACCUUGUCUCAUGGAAUACUGAUUGUGAUGUACAGCUCGGGACUGGUCAGACUUUAUAGCUUCCAAGCCAUCACUGAACAGUUCAUGCAACAGAAACUUGACUUAGGGUGUGCAUGCAGAUGGGGUGGGACUACUGGAACUGUAGGAGAGGCUCCUUUUGGCAUUCCUUGUAAUAUUAAAGUCACAGAUACACCACCACUGCUCUUUGAGGUGUCCUCCCUGGAGAAUGCUUUUCAGAUUGGAGGCCAUCCUUGGCACUACAUCAUCACACCUAAUAAGAAGAAACAAAAAGGAGUUUUCCAUAUUUGUGCCCUAAAGGACAAUUCCUUGGCAAAAAACGGGGUCCAAGAAAUGGAGUGUUGUUCUCUAGAAUCUGACUGGAUCUAUUUCCAUCCUGAUGCUUCUGGUAGAAUAAUACAUGUUGGCCCAAAUCAGGUCAAAGUUUUAAAGCUAAGUGAAGUAGAAAAUAAUAGUGCCCAGCAUCAGAUCUCUGAAGAUUUUGUCAUUUUGGCCAACAGGGAGAAGAACAAAAAUGAAAACUUACCCACUGUUACAGCUUCUGGACGGGUGGUAAAAAAAAGCUUUAACCUUCUGGAUGAUGACCCAGAACAAGAGACUUUCAAAAUUGUGGACUAUGAAGAUGAGUUGGAUUUGCUUUCUGUGGUAGCUGUUACUCAAAUAGAUGCUGAAGGAAAAGCUCACCUGGAUUUCCACUGUAAUGAAUAUGGAACUUUACUUAAAAGCAUUCCACUCGUGGAGUCAUGGGAUGUGACAUAUAGCCACGAAGUUUACUUUGACAGAGACUUGGUACUACACAUAGAACAAAAACCCAGCAGGGUCUUCAGCUGCUAUGUUUACCAGAUGGUAUGUGACCCUGGGGAAGAAGAAGAAACCACAAACAGAAGUUGUAAAAAAGAUUGCAAUAGUUUUAAAUUUUGAGAUGUAACUUCUGAGACUUCUAGCCAAACACCUCAGCAGCCGUGUCCAGUCCUCCUUUUUAUUAUCUGCAUAGCGUAUUCUCCAGUAUUUUCCAGAAAAGGUCUUGUGUUGACUUCAGAUCACUGUGACUUCUUUUUUAAACUCUUGCCAUACAAGGUGGUGAGGACUUCAUUUUAUGUAGAGAUUUUUUACAAUGACAUCCCAAGAAGUCUAGCAUUUUGCAGUUUUUAGGCGGGUGGUGAUGCAAAUAUAAAACAUUGAAGAACAGAGAAGGAGGUUAAUUCUAAUUAUUGGGAGAGGGUCAUUGAUGAGUAGGUGUUUAACGUGGUUGUUAAAGGAUGGCCUGGGAUUUUGAUUGGUAAAACUAAGGGGGAGAGAUAAAAAGAAAGAUACAAAAGAUACAGAAAGAAAUCAAGAAAUCCUGUAUCCGCUCACCCAAACUUUAAGGAUGGAAAAUGAGAUCUAUAAUAUGAAAGCAUACU